GGCCGCUCUUGGCGACGCGGACUGGGAGACGACACUUCCUGCCGGGCUUGCGGGUAGCGCGCCGCUUCGCAGGGGCUUCUGCGGAGGCUGUGGGCUCAGGCGGCCAUGGAGCACUCGGCGCCCAACGAAGUGACAGGCACAGACCCGGCGGGACCCGAUCCUCAACUGGCAGUCACCAUGGGCUUCACAGGUUUCGGAAAGAAAGCUCGUACAUUUGACUUGGAGGCCAUGUUUGAGCAAACUCGGAGGACAGCUGUGGAAAGGAGCCGGAAAACACUUGCGGAACCAGUAUUUGGAAGGCUGGGCCAGAGGUGGCUGUCACCAUUGCUUGUUGACCCAGACAGUAUAGAACAUUGUGACAUACACUGAAUGUGGCUGCUGCUGUUGAAUCCCUGCUUUAAUGAGCUGUAGGAGACACAUAAUGAAGCCUUAUUUCCAGACUGGCUUGAUGCCAGAUGGUUGGCAGUUGUAGGUGCUACCUCAGGGUCUUCAGAGGACACGGGUACUGUGCUUUCCUGGGAUCUAACUUAGAUGUCCCUUAUAUUAGAGGAAGGUCUGGAGUCUGAGAAAAGCUGGAUUUAAACCAGUGCUGUGAUAGUACUUGUAAUGUUAAUUUAUUUUGUCUUUUUUAUUUUCUUGUUUUUUGUAGUUUUGAGACAGGAUCAUACAAUGUAAUCAUGGCUGACUUGGAACUCUCUACUUAGAACAGUCUGGCCUUGAUUUCUGGCAGUGUAUCUCCCUCAGGCUCCUCCUAAAUGCUGAGAUUUAGGAAUGAGCCACUCAUGAGCGUCUUGACAUGAGUUUUGAGACACUCAAUGAGUGUCUUGAGCAUACUGAAAUUUCAUUUUAAUGACAAAGAAGAGAUAUGGUAUCUUACCAUGUUACCCUGGGUGGGCUUGAACUCAUGGACCAAGUUAUCCUGUCUCAGUCUCCCGAGUAGCAGGUGUUACAGGAGUGCACCACUGUGCCCAAUAGUUGGUUUUGGUUUUGAAAUGAUGAAUUAUGGAGCUGGAGGGUGGCUCAGAGAUUAAGGGCUCUAGUUGUUCUUCCAGAGGACCUGGGUAGAAUUCCCAGCGCUUACAUGAUGGCUCACAGCUCUGAAUUCUAGUGUCUGUGGAUGUGAUGUUCUCUUCUGGCUUCUGUGGACAUACAGUGGAGGUACUAGAAAUGCACAUAGUGCAGGCAAAACACUCAUACAUAUAAAAAUAAAAUGCUCAAAAUGUAAAAAUUAUUUAGCAGAGUAUUUAAUAUUUGGUUGGUGAACUUGAAGCUAAUGCCUUUGGAAGUAAGCCUUUUUGGUCUGAUAAAAGGCAGCUAUGAAAAAAAAAGGCAGCUAUGUAUAUAUACAUUUUUAGAGACCAACUCUCACACUGUAGUCUUGGCUGUCUUAGAACUCAUUAUGUAGACCAGGCUGGCCUCAAACUUAAAGAGAUCCUCAGCCUUUGUUUCCUGAAUGCUGGGAUGAAAGGUGUGUGUCACCAUGUCCAUUUUUUCCCCCCAGCAUUUAAAAAAAUAAUUAUUACAGUUUAUUCACUUUGUAUUCCAGUAUAGCCCCUUCCUCCUCCCCUCCCAAUCCUGCUCUCCCUCCCUCUUCUGCGCUGCCCCUCCACCAGGCCACUGGUAGGGGAGGUCCUCCUCCCCAUCCACUUUUUUUUAUUACAUAUUUUUUUAAUGAUUUAUUUAUUUAUACUUAUACAGCAUUCUGUCUGCAUGUGUGCCUGCACACCAGAAGAGGGCACCGGAUCUUACAAUAAAUGGUUAUGAACCACCAUGUGCUUGCUGGGAAUUGAACUCAGGACCUUUGGACCAGUGGUCUUAACCUCUGAGCCAUCUCUCCAGCUCCUUGUCUUUUGAGAUAGGGUUUCUCUGUGUAGCCUUGGCUGUUUUUGUGGACUGGGCUAGCCUCGAACUCACAGAGAUUUGCCUGCCUCUGCCUCCACAAGUGCUGGGAUUACAGGUGAGCGCCACCUUGCCCGGCCUUUUUGUUUUUUGUGUUUUUUUUUUUUUUUUUUUUUUCUUUAAGAGAAGGUCUCACUGUGUAGUCUGAACCUUGGUAUGUAGGCUAAACUGGCUUUUAACUCAGACAUCCACCUCCAUGUACCUUCCAAGUAGAAAAAAGGUAUGUGACAUGCCUGGCCGCUACUACUGCUACUACUUUAAACUUCAUGAUGAAAAAUUUCAGAACCACAGCUGUUACCAUUUAAACUGCUAGAAUCCUUAUGGCUAGUGUUACUUCUGUUUGCUUUUCCUCUCUGAUUAUUCUGAAGCAAAUCUUAGCCAUGUUGUAUCAUCAAUAAAUAUCUUCCCCUUCCUGUUGCCUGUUCCCCUGCAGUUUAUUGCACCCAGUUCCUUGCAAACGGUUAGGCAGCUCUCUACCCGUGAAAGUACCCUGUUCAUUUUUUUUUUUUAAGACCACCAGGCCUUGAACUGUCAAUCAUCUUACUUUACUUUGAGAUCAUGGGGAUGUACCACCAAGUUCAACAGUACAUACACGUAUCUGUCCACAUGUAAAGCUAGACAUGGUGGCAUCUGUAAUCCUGGUGCUCUUACUGGAAGAUGGGAGAUGAAGACAGGAGCAUCCCUGGGAUGCAUGGGCCAGCUCGUCUGAAGUACUCAGUGCCACAUGGUAGAGGGCAAGGACUGACACUUGAAGUCGACUUCUGACCUUCAUGUGCAUGGGGCCGGCUGGGAAAAAACAACACAGUAUCUUCUAAAAAGAUGAACUGCACUGUUUUUUUCUACUCAGUACUUGUAAAACCAGUAUGUUUUUAUGUGUGAGAGUUGCUCACCAUAAAGCAAAUAGGUAAUCUCUAGGCACCAACUGAGGGUCCAGUUCAGUUUUGCUGUCGUCUGCCUAGAGAUAUAUCACAGGGUUUCUUCAACUUCAGAUCCCAGUCACAGGGCUAGAGUGUGAGCUUGUCUCUUAUCCCACGUGAACAGCCGAGUGAAGGCACUCGGUGGGUUAGCUGGGUUCUUCUCUGAACCCACUCCUGUUGAGCCAGUCUAGAGUCAUCAAAUCCAGUACUUCCCGGAAGCUUUCAUAGGAUGAGGCCAUCCCACUGCACUUACUUUUCCAGUGGUGGGGCUAGUUAGGGACCCUCCCUGACUUCAGGGAUGCUGGUGUGGCCAGAGUGGGCCUGGUGAAUAACCAAAGACAGUUCCUAUUGCUCAGGAAAUCGGAAGGAUUUAGGAGCAUUAGGACAAAGUACAUGUUAGGUUGUACUCCAGUACAUCUGAAACGGUCAGUUUUAAUGAUGAAAAAAUAACCCAAAAACAUGUUAUCUGGGGUUUUUAUUUCAAACACAUAGGUGUUACUGAAUUAUUUGUACUAUCAGUUCAAGACAUAUUUAGGUGUCUCAUACAAAAUGCUUUGAACAGCACUUGUUUUAUUUCAUUUAUGUAGUUCCUGGCAGCAUGUCAAUACACAUUUGAGGCGAUUAAAUUGAAUUUAGAACUAUAACAAUAACAUUUAUUUAUGCAUUUAUUUAUAUACCUAUUUAUUUUUGAGGCACAGUUUCAUGUAUCCCAGGCUGGCCUAGAAACUAUAUAUAGCCUUGACCCUAUUAUCUCUACCUUUCAUGUGCUGGGAUUACAGAGGUAUAAUACUAAUGCCCAGUUUAAUGUGCCCAAUAUGCUUUGUGAAGGCUGGGUCUGUAUCACCAGCCCAAAUACUACUUUAAAAAUAAGUAAAAUCCUUCUUAUUUGGAGGUGGUUUUAAAUCGCCCAACCUCUUAGAGCUUGGCAUUCUAGGUUGGAGAAUCUAGGUUGUAAAAGUAGUUCCAUAUUCUACUAUAUGAUGAAAACUGGAUAGGAUUUCAAAAAUUUUUAUCUCCAUCUGGUGGUGUGCUAUCAUCUGCCUCAGCAAGUUCUUGGACAGGGUAAAACAUUGGACAUAGUACCUUGUAAAGUACUAUUUACGUGUUCUUUUUAACUUUUGUAGUUUUUUUCUAAAGCAUAUAUACAUGCAUACCACUUAAGAGGGGGUUUAGAAGAAUUAUUAGGUUUGUACAUUAAAUAAGUUUGUAUCUUGGUAUGGUGGCAUACGUCUUUAAUCCCAGCACUUGGGAGGCAUUUCUUGAGUUUGAGACCAGCUUGGUUUACAGAGUAAGUUCCAGGACAGAGAAACCCUGUCUCAAAAAAAAAAAAAAAAAAAAAAAAAAAAAAAAAAAAAAAGGGUUGUGGAACUUUUUUGGCCUAGUGCCAUAUUCUCUGUUCAAUUUUAACAAUGGCUUCUACUAAUCUGAACAUGUGACUCUCUAUUGAACAUUUAGUUGGAAAAGAAAAGCCAAAAUUAUUCUUAACUUUAAUAUGCUGUUUGGGAUAAUUUGUGUACAUAUAGAAGCAAUCACAUACUGUGGGAAAUUAUUCAUUGUAAGAGUUUUAAGAGAUUAUUUUUGUGUUCUAGCCUUGGCCAUUAAAUUAUAUUCAGAUUAUAAUAUUAAAGUUCAUAUGCAAUUUCA
This is a messenger RNA of Meriones unguiculatus (Mongolian gerbil), 4460 nucleotides long. It is a transcript of the gene Wdr70, whose product is annotated as WD repeat domain 70. Gene Ontology annotation, cellular component: site of double-strand break; nucleus. Gene Ontology annotation, molecular function: protein binding. Lineage: Eukaryota; Metazoa; Chordata; Mammalia; Rodentia; Muridae. Bases 106 to 369 code for a protein of 87 amino acids. The record is from RefSeq and is a predicted model, not a curated record. The transcript has 4 exons. Gene Ontology annotation, biological process: regulation of DNA double-strand break processing.